Molecule: messenger RNA, 2232 nt
Organism: Bombyx mandarina (wild silkworm)
Lineage: Eukaryota; Metazoa; Arthropoda; Insecta; Lepidoptera; Bombycidae
Gene: NGR-A24
Product: neuropeptide receptor A24
Biological process (GO): G protein-coupled receptor signaling pathway
Cellular component (GO): plasma membrane
Molecular function (GO): tachykinin receptor activity
Source: RefSeq, a predicted model, not a curated record
CUCCGGCUGUGUUACGUUAAUACUGGCCGAAUAAAACUACGUACGUGAACAAAAAAAAAAAAGAACAUCUGUGUUUAAUUUCGAUUAAUUACAUUUUUGGUGUGAUACUGUUAUUAGUUAUGAUAAAUUUAAAAACCGAACGAUAUGAUUAAAUUUGUUUGAGUGUCGAAUAGUGGGCAUUUCAAUACAAACUGAUAAGCAUCGAUAGCUGUUCUCGAGGAAGUAAAAGCAGGUCCCGAUGCUAUGAUGCUGGACGAGCUCGGGCCAACAGUGGCCUCCAACCAGUCAACCUCGCUAGCGGAUCUCGAUAGCUUCUACGUCACGUUCUACGAUGUCGAAAACGAGAGAUAUGUUAACGAUUCGCAAAACGCAACCGAGCCAUACCAAUCCUUCAUCCUGCCGUGGUGGAGGCAGAUUCUGUGGACGGUGCUUUUCGCUGGGAUGGUGGUCGUCGCCACCGUGGGAAACCUGGUUGUCAUCUGGAUAGUGCUCACCAACAAGCGGAUGAGAAGCGUCACCAAUUACUUCUUGGUGAAUCUAUCGGUGGCCGAUGCAAUGGUGUCUACACUUAACGUCACCUUCAACUUCACGUACAUGCUGAACUCCAACUGGCCCUUCGGACAUUUCUACUGCAAAUUCUGUCAGUUUAUAGCGGUACUAAGCAUCUCUGCGUCUGUCUUCACGCUCCUUGCGAUCAGCGUUGAUCGCUACGUCGCCAUCAUGAGUCCACUUCAGCCGCGUCUCGGCAAGAGAGCGACCCUCGGCAUCACCGCAGCCAUCUGGGCGUGGAGCUCCUUCAUCAGCAGCCCCAACCUCAUUUACUUCACAACUGAAAACGUCUCCUUGCCCGACGGAACUAUCAGAUGUGUUUGCUACUCUCAUUGGCCAGACGGUAUGACGACUAGAUCUCGCUUAGAAUAUGCGUACAAUGUGUUGUUCAUGGUGCUGACAUACUUCAUGCCCAUAAUAGCGAUGACCUACGCAUACUCCAGGGUCGGGGUGGAGCUGUGGGGAUCGCAGUCUAUUGGAGAGUGCACGCAACGACAGCUAGACAAUGUAAAGAGCAAACGACGGGUAGUUAAAAUGAUGAUCGUUGUGGUCGUCAUCUUCGCUGUCUGCUGGUUACCGUUCCAUGUUUACUUUGUGGUAACAUCGUACUAUCCUGAUGUUGUGAGCUACCCGCAUAUUCAAGAAAUCUACUUGGGCAUCUAUUGGCUGGCGAUGAGUAACUCGAUGUAUAAUCCCAUCAUUUAUUGCUGGAUGAACUCAAAAUUCCGACGAGGCUUUAAGCAGUUCUUCUGGUGUUGUGGUGCUUUCGGUGGUGGUGGCCUCGCCAGGCACAGGGCUCUGGGACCAGACAGGACGGAUAGAUCCAUGCGCUCCCUCUCACCCAGCCGAAAGAACGGAACAAGCACUAUCCGGAUUUCGAUGCAUAGCAUGUACAACAACAACGCGUCGGUGAGUGCGGGAUGACCUCGGCGCGGCGUAGCGGGCGAGGGGAUGCGCGCCCGCCCCCCGCAUGCCGCCACCGCCCCCGCACACGCCGUCGAGCGCACGUGGAUUUGACGCGACCGACGCGAGCGCGUCCCCCUCACCCCACAACAACUGUACGCGUGAACGUGCUUAAAUAAAAAUCAGACCUUAUAAACAUAUUUUUGACCAGUGGAACAUUGCGGUGACUUAUCUGAGCAAUAAUUGAGAUGUACAUUGUAAUGGCUCGGUCGAGAUUGAAUAUCGAUAAAUAGAAUUAAUGCCAUCAGUCGAAAGCGUCUGUAUACUUUUGAUUUUAAUAUUAGACAAUGAUGUUUGAAUGUACAUAUUUAUGUUUGUAAGAAUAUCACGCUUUUUUAGGAUAAUAAGAAAGAAAGAAGUAAAAUUUUACUUGGAAAAGACCUAAUGGUCUGAGUUGAAAACCCUUAAAAAAUGGUCUCGAAAUCAAUGUGUUAAUCAACCCUUAGUCGUCACAAUAAAAAAAAACAUUUUUUAUUUUGAUAUUCUAAAAUUGACGUAAUUCUUAUUAUCAAUACAAGUGUGUUUUGUGUCUACUUUCAUAAAUCUUUUAAUAACAAUUAUUAUAUAUAAAAAAAUCGUAAUAUUGGCAAUUUUAAAAUAUUUAGAUAUAUUUAGGUAAAUUAUCUUUAUUUCGUACGCACUAAACAUUAUAAUAGUCUGCUCCCGCGCGCUCUAUCGAUGUAUUCAUAAAACAAAAUAAUUUUGUAAAAUAGCAUAAUA